Messenger RNA from Penicilliopsis zonata CBS 506.65, 1689 nucleotides. RefSeq lists its product as hypothetical. Bases 60 to 1619 code for a protein of 519 amino acids. Gene Ontology annotation, molecular function: heme binding; iron ion binding; monooxygenase activity. NCBI's taxonomy places the organism in Eukaryota, Fungi, Ascomycota, Eurotiomycetes, Eurotiales, Aspergillaceae. The transcript has 4 exons. The record is from RefSeq and is a predicted model, not a curated record.
GCUCCAGCAUCUUGGGGCCGAACCUCGAGUCAACCUCCCCUCUUUUCGUGCCACUCGCCAUGACCGACUCCAGCCUGUUAGUGCUGGCAGCCAUCGUGCUGCUGGCCGUCUCUCUGCACCGCAGACGCACCUCACUCAAGGCCCUAGACUCCAUCCCCAUCGCCCAUCCGCUGUGCGGCCUGUCAUCGCUGGUCAUGCACUGGGUGCGCUUCACCGGCCACGAGAACCGCUUCGUCCAGGCUGCUCACGAGAAAUACGGACCUGUCGUGCGCCUGGCACCCCGCGAGCUCAGCGUCAACAGCGCCGAGGGUGUACGGGUGGUGUAUGGUGGGGGGUUCGAGAAGCAUCCCUGGUAUCGCAGCUUUUUUAACGUUGGGCGUCCUAAUAUGUUUUCAACGUACACAUUCCGCCCUCACGCAGACCGCAAACGCAUGCUAUCGCACGUCUAUUCGAAAUCGUUCAUCCAGGGCUCACCGGCGCUGAAGCAGCAGUCGACGCAGAUCCUGCACGACCGCCUUUUGCCGAUACUGCAGCAGGCAGCUGGGACUGGGGAGGCCCUGGACGUGCACGAUCUGCUUUUGGCGAGUGCGAUGGACUUUGUCACUGCAUUUCUGUUCGGCCUGUCCAGCUCGUCGAACCUGGUUGAGGACCGGACGCGGCGGCAGGCCAUCCUGAGCGCGUAUCAGUCGCGUCUUCCAUACGCCUACUACGCACAGGAGACCCAGGGUGUGAUGGACGGCCUGCAGAAGAUCGGCUUCAACAUCCUACCCGCGGCAGUGGUGGCGGCCACCGAGCAGUUCGAGGCCUGGUGUAUUUCCAUGGUGGAUGGGGCUGAGGAGAAGCUGCAUCGAGGGGGGCACCUGGACGCGGCCGACCAGGCUGUUGUUUACGGCCAGCUGCGGGACGCCAUGCUCAAGACCAAGAAGGAUGAGUCCGGGCUCACGGCCGAUGAGCGGAUGGAUAUCGUAUCGGAGAUGUGUGACCAUAUCAUUGCCGGCCAUGAAACCUCCGGGAUCGCCCUGACCUAUCUGGUGUACGAAAUGUCCAAGAACCGAGAUCUCCAGGACGCUUUACGAGCGGAGCUGACCUCAGCUCCAUCGCUACUGGUGGAGAUCAAAAACAAGCUGCGCGCCCCGGACGUCUCGCUGACCAAACAACUCGACGCCCUCCCCUUCCUCGACUCGGUCAUUCAGGAGAUCCUGCGCCUGGUGCCCCCCAUUGGCGGCCCGCAGACACGACUCACCCCUUCGCAUCGGCCCACAAAACUAGGCGACUUUGACGAGAUCCCCCCGGGGAUCCGCAUCAGUGCGCGCGCCUACUGCCUGCAUCGCAACCCGGCCGUUUUCCCAGACCCGGACCGCUUCAAUCCUUACCGGUGGAUGGAGCCCGGCGAGCACCUCAAAGAAAUGAAGCGUUGGUUCUGGGCUUUUGGCAGUGGGGGGCGCAUGUGUAUUGGCAAUAAUUUCGCCAUCCAAGAACUCAAAUUGGUCACCGCUGCAUUGUACGCAAACUUCUUCACCGAGGUGGUUGAGACGAGCGCGCAGGACAUGCAAGCCACAGACUCGUACUCGGCCUAUCCCACUGGGGGGAAGUUAAUGGUGCGUCUAAGGGAAAUCUAAGAGGUGAAAAGAUGGUAUGGAAGUAUAGAGUGUGCAGAGUACAGACAGUAUAUAAUCAAAUACUAAGGAG